Rhipicephalus sanguineus (brown dog tick) is the source of this 1361-nucleotide messenger RNA. RefSeq names its product protein tofu-2. The transcript is spliced from 7 exons. The coding region runs from base 115 to 906 and encodes 263 amino acids. The record is from RefSeq and is a predicted model, not a curated record. Lineage: Eukaryota; Metazoa; Arthropoda; Arachnida; Ixodida; Ixodidae.
ACAACCGUACCGGGUAAAUCAAAACUUUUUUUCUGUAGAACUCUGGUUUAUUGAAACUACAGCCAGUGCUAAGCGCUCCUUCACGCCUGGACAACGCGCCAGAUCGAAGUUACGAUGCAGGACGGCGGGAAGACUGUCGAGGAACGCGCGGACGCCACGGCCGCUCGUAAACGAAACUUCUACAAGUUUGGCGAGCACGUCCUCAUGGAGGAAGAUCAACGCACCGAAUUCAAGGCUCACAAGGACAUGUCCAUCGAAGAGCUGUCGCAGGCAUGCAAGGACCAGCACUCCCGCCAGACCAUCUCUAGAACUAUCUGUGCCUUCUUGAACACUGGAAGAGGUGGGACUGUAUUUCUGGGAAUCCUUGACAAUGGUGAUGUCAAUGGCCUCCAUCUCACGGAAUACCAAAAAGACCACCUGCUUUUGAGUCUUGAAAAUUUGAUGAUGCGUUACAAGCCACCUGUCCCAAAACACAUGUAUGAGCUGCGAUUCGUUCCAGUCAUCUCUGAGGGUGUUCCAUUGCCAACAAAGCAAAGUCGUGAAAUGAACAGCAAAGAGAGGUUUAGGCCACACGAAUUGCAGUGUUCGAGGCCAUGCUGGUGCGACAAUGAAGCCACUGCUCAGUUGAACGUUGGUGGAGUGGUGAUGCGGUAUGUUGUUGAGAUCGACAUAUCUGCAUGGGAGAGCUCUGACUCAAGGAACAGCGUGCUCAACAUCAGCAAGAUGGGCAUCCAUCCCAUGUUUGACAACGAAGAGGAUAUCUGCUUCGUGCGUCGUCAGGGCAGCAACAUUCGGUGCACUCUCCAAGAUGUCAUUGACAUGACCCGUCAAGAAAUUAAAAAUUAUUACUCCUCCAAGUUGGACACUCAAAAGCCCCUAGAGGAAACCUCCAUGGGCACCGCAUAGAAUUUGUUAGUAUGUCGCGUUGCAAGUAGGGCUCGACAUGCCACGCCUGUUGAGAAAAAGCCCUCGGAGAAGUCAUCCAGUUUUACUCAAUUAACUACACUUGAGCACAUAGCUUUCUGAGGCAUCAAGUGUUGUGCCUCGAGUUUUUAAGUUUCAUUCCAUUGUAUAUGUUCCUUGGCACCUUUUUGACCCGGUGACCUCACGCUCAUUAAAUUUACCCAUACAAGCCUUUACUACUGUGUUCUCUCUGAUUAAAAGGUAGCUCACUGACACUUUGACAAGUGUAUGAGUACUGAAAGGAAGGAGCAAUGUUGUGUGACUGAGAAUGGCCAGUGUCACUACAAGCUAGUCUGGGCUAGUCGCUGUUACUCUGUCGGCCGUAAAAUUCUCGCAAGUUCUUUGUGCGUAUUUGAGAUUGCUAAAAUCUAUGCUGUUCAGGUGCAAAAAAAAAGAAA